GGGCACUUCACUUCCUCGGGCGACUCGGGUCCUCGGGUGUAAGUGGCCGACCCGCGGCCCAGGAGGCCGAGGGAGGUCGGGGGAAUCUGCGCGUUAGUAUCAGCCGUUUGUGCUCAGUCCCUCUUCUCGUCUUGCGUUAAGUCGCCAUGAAGGACUCGCUGGUGCUGCUGGGCCGUGUUCCAGCACACCCAGACUCGCGCUGCUGGUUCUUGGCCUGGAACCCCGCAGGAACUCUGCUGGCCUCGUGCGGGGGCGACCGCAGAGUCCGCAUCUGGGGCACUGAGGGUGACAACUGGAUCUGCAAAUCUGUCCUUUCUGAAGGCCACCAGCGCACUGUGCGGAAGGUGGCUUGGUCUCCCUGUGGCAAUUACUUGGCCUCUGCCAGCUUUGAUGCUACCACUUGCAUUUGGAAGAAGAGUCAGGAUGACUUUGAGUGUGUGACUACUCUGGAAGGCCAUGAAAAUGAAGUCAAGUCAGUGGCCUGGGCCCCAUCUGGCAACCUCCUUGCUACCUGCAGUCGAGAUAAGAGUGUGUGGGUCUGGGAAGUUGAUGAAGAAGAUGAGUACGAAUGUGUCAGUGUCCUCAACUCCCACACACAGGAUGUCAAGCAUGUGGUCUGGCACCCAAGCCAGGAGCUGUUAGCUUCUGCAAGCUAUGAUGACACAGUGAAGCUCUAUCGGGAGGAAGAGGAUGACUGGGUAUGCUGUGCCACCCUUGAAGGCCACGAAUCCACUGUAUGGAGCUUGGCCUUUGACCCCAGUGGCCAGCGUCUAGCGUCUUGCAGUGAUGACCGUACCGUGCGCAUCUGGCACCAGUAUCUGCCAGGCAAUGAGCAAGGGGUGGCAUGCAGCUCUGAUCCCAGCUGGAAAUGUAUCUGCACUUUGUCAGGCUUCCACUCCAGGACCAUUUACGACAUCGCUUGGUGUUCGCUGACAGGGGCCCUGGCUACAGCUUGUGGGGACGAUGCCAUCCGAGUGUUUGAGGAGGACCCUGGCUCAGAUCCACAGCAGCCCACCUUCUCUCUGACAGCCCACUUGCCUCAGGCCCAUUCCCAGGAUGUCAACUGUGUGGCCUGGAACCCCAAGCAGCAGGGACUCCUGGCCUCUUGCAGUGAUGAUGGGGAGGUGGCCUUCUGGAAGUACCAGCAGCCUGAAGUCCUCUGAACCACCUCUACUUAGGAUAGAAUUGUGGUUCCCUGGAAAAUGUCGUAAGACUUUCCUAGCCCGAGGACCUAAAGGAGCAGUGUGGCCUUCGUUUAACUUGGUUCUCUCCCAGUCAGUCAGACCUGAGUAGAUGUGCAGGGCCACAGAACCACAAGCUGUUUCCCUCCUUCAACAUGGGGCCCUUUGUGAACAACUACAGAACAGCAGUACCUUGUAGUUAUGCCACAGAUUUUGUUUCCCUUUAGCUCACAGUGUCAAAGUUAUGGGGGCCGGGUGAGCAUACUACUUAUAAUCACCAUGUCUGUAUAUAGGAGGGUUGUAUCUCAGACCUUUCUGAAAUUGUAAGUCUUAUAGAAAUAAUCCCUGAGUCCCAAAUCAUGUUUAUAUUACUAGGAUAUUCACAAUGUAAAACAUUUCCAUGAUGACUCCUUUUCUGAAAUAGGUCCUACCUUCCUGAUUUCUGACUCCUUGCAUUUAAGACAUUUGAUAAAUAUUGAAGGAUAUCUUUUUUGGUGUAGACUAGUUUAAAGACACCUCUGCUUUCCCUUAGAAACCCUCAUGUAUCUUCUGUGCCUGCAGGGAAUGCCAAAAAAAUAAAUGGGGAAGGAUGUGAACCCUAAAA
Messenger RNA from Phyllostomus hastatus (greater spear-nosed bat), 1785 nucleotides. RefSeq names its product cytosolic iron-sulfur assembly component 1 (gene CIAO1). Gene Ontology annotation, cellular component: cytosolic [4Fe-4S] assembly targeting complex. Lineage: Eukaryota; Metazoa; Chordata; Mammalia; Chiroptera; Phyllostomidae. Gene Ontology annotation, biological process: iron-sulfur cluster assembly. The transcript is spliced from 7 exons. The record is from RefSeq and is a predicted model, not a curated record. Gene Ontology annotation, molecular function: protein binding. The coding region runs from base 147 to 1163 and encodes 338 amino acids.